Aspergillus melleus is the source of this 831-nucleotide messenger RNA. RefSeq lists its product as uncharacterized. The transcript has 2 exons. The coding region runs from base 1 to 831 and encodes 276 amino acids. The record is from RefSeq and is a predicted model, not a curated record. Lineage: Eukaryota; Fungi; Ascomycota; Eurotiomycetes; Eurotiales; Aspergillaceae.
AUGAAGCAGUUCACUUUCCUCCUGGCAACCAUUCAGCUCGCCUCGUCCUCCUCGGCCGAUGAAACCACCUGCUAUAGACCCAAUGGACGCAGGUCCCCCAACCAUGACGCGAAGAAGUGCAACGGCGUGGAGGGCGCCGUGAGCAUGUGCUGCGCUCAGUCCGAUGAAUGCCUCAAAAAUGGCCUCUGCAAGGUCGCGGGCGAUAAGCCCUCGAACACCUCCGCAAUAUAUUGGCGUGACACGUGCUCGUUAUCGUCCUGGCCUGACGUGGGCUGUUUGAAAGUUUGUGCGGAUGGCGAUUUAGAAUCUGAGAACACACAAAUGACCCCCUGCGAUGGCACGGAUUAUUCCGAGAAGUGGUGCUGCGGUAUAACGGCCGAUUGCUGCGGAACUAAAGACGAGGUGUCUGUCCCGAGGAACAUUUACAUAUCCACAUCCCUAACGAACGGACUGUCCACAUCUACGUCCACACAAACAAGUGCACACUCUCAAACUAGGUUCACAUCAGCCAGGGCCGAUCCUACCUCAUCGCUUAGUUCAAGUCAAUCGUCAAAGCCCGAAUCGUCGUCAGAUCUUUCCACAGGUGGAAAAGCGGGCAUUGGCGUUGGCGUUGCUGUGGGUGCCAUCGCGGUGAUCGGAUUGUUGACUUUCUUCCUUCGUCGAAAGCACAAGAGCAAACACCCUGCCUUGACGGUGCCGAUGAUGUAUGUAACAAGCUCAUGCGAUGCACGUGAACUGGACGCCGCGUCUGUUUAUGAGAAACCUGCUGGGGCUGAGGACUCGAGGCAUGAACUACCAGGUGAUUCGGCACCUACAGUAACCAGGCGGUAG